Scomber scombrus (Atlantic mackerel) is the source of this 1257-nucleotide messenger RNA. RefSeq names its product adenosine receptor A1-like. Gene Ontology annotation, molecular function: G protein-coupled adenosine receptor activity. The transcript is spliced from 4 exons. Gene Ontology annotation, biological process: adenylate cyclase-activating G protein-coupled receptor signaling pathway; G protein-coupled adenosine receptor signaling pathway; vasodilation. Gene Ontology annotation, cellular component: membrane. The record is from RefSeq and is a predicted model, not a curated record. NCBI's taxonomy places the organism in Eukaryota, Metazoa, Chordata, Actinopteri, Scombriformes, Scombridae. Bases 1 to 1257 code for a protein of 418 amino acids.
AUGAAUGUAACUAGUGAAAGCUGUUCGGCACAGAUGCCGUACGGAUUCCAGCCCAGUUUUAAAGGGCUUUACAUCGCCAUUGAGCUCAUCAUUGCUGUGUUUGCCAUCAUGGGAAACCUCCUGGUCUGCCUGGCUGUCACCAGAAACAAGGAGCUUCGCACCGUCACCAACUACUUCCUGGUAUCAUUGGCAGUGGCAGACAUCCUCGUGGGCUUGGUGGCCAUUCCCUGCGCCGUGCUCACAGACCUGGGUCGACCUCACCAUAACCUUCCACUCUGCCUGAUGAUGCUCAGCAUCCUGAUGGUGCUCACACAGAGUUCUGUCCUGAGCCUGCUGGCGGUAGCAGUGGAGCGCUAUGUGGCGAUCCUCCUGCCCUUCCAGUACCAGCGUGUCAUGAGCCCCAGGAACGCCUGGCUGGCCCUGCUGGUCACCUGGGGCCUGGGAAUCAUCACUGGAUCUGUGCCACUCAUCGACUGGAAAAGACAACCAGUAAACUCAGACUUCUGCAUCUUCACCUGUGUGGUGGACAUGAGCUACAUGGUCUACUUCAACUUCUUCUGCUGCCUGCUGGUGCCGCUGGUGGCCAUGUUCAUCAUCUACGGCCACAUCUUCCUCACCAUUCGCCGCCAGCUCAGGCGCAUCGCCGUGGCCAGGGCUGCCGCAAGGGACAGGCCAGCUGCUGGUAGUGGGAGCUCUGGGACUGGGACAGAGGACAGUGGAGGUUCAUCUGCUCGGGGAAGCAAAGGAGGUGGAGCAGACAAAGGGGCAGGAAGAGGAACCGGCCAACAAUCCAAGGAAAUGAACAGUAGAUGUAAGACUGAAGGAAGGGUUUUAAAUAGAGCUGAGGAGUCUAGCUUUGGGUCUCUUAUUGAAACGAACACUACCACUGUCUUUCAGUCAGGGUUAAGCAUGGCCUCAGCUUCUUCUACCAGCUCUGCUCCUUCUGACCCUCGUCCAGGAGAGUCCAACCUGGCCAGAUCCAACGCACGCACCCGCCACGAACUGCGGAAGGCCAUCUCCUUGUUCUUGGUCCUGUUCCUCUUCAUGGUGUGUUGGAUGCCCAUCCACCUCAUCAACUGUGUCCUGCUGUUCUUUCCACACUGUAAGGUGCCCAUGACCAUCACACUCGCAACCAUUUUGCUUUCGCACGCCAACUCGGCCCUCAAUCCAAUCCUAUAUGCGUACAAGAUGAGGUCGUUCCGACGCACUCUGAUAGGCAUGUGGAGAGGAAUGUGGAGAUUUGGUCCGAAAAGGUAG